AUGGUGUCGUCGUCUUCUCCGACAUGUCCUUUGUCUUCUUCAUUGCUUGGCUCGUCUUCCAACCCUGCCUCCCUGAGUUACGGGUCGACUCCGCCUCCGUCUUCACACUCAAUGACACUCGUUUUGAGCUCAUCGCCACCUGGGACCUCACCUUCUUCGCCGCCAACCCUUGGCUUGUCUUCCAACCCCGCCUCCGUCUUCACACUCAAUGACACUCGUUUUGAGCUCAUCACCACCUGGGACCUCACCCUCCUCGCCGCCAACCCUAACCACAAGCUCAUAAUUUAUUACGACAACAUCCAUGCUACUAUCUCGACCCAUGAUUACCGGCUUGCCAAAACUUCGUUGCCCCCUUUGUUUUAA
Molecule: messenger RNA, 363 nt
Organism: Prunus armeniaca (apricot)
Lineage: Eukaryota; Viridiplantae; Streptophyta; Magnoliopsida; Rosales; Rosaceae
Source: the annotation of a GenBank genome assembly